Molecule: messenger RNA, 857 nt
Organism: Jatropha curcas
Lineage: Eukaryota; Viridiplantae; Streptophyta; Magnoliopsida; Malpighiales; Euphorbiaceae
Product: universal stress protein A-like protein
Molecular function (GO): AMP binding
Source: RefSeq, a predicted model, not a curated record
AUUCAAUGCAGAGCAAAAGCCCCGCCCUUGCAAGGCAAAGAGAGUUGUUAAAAAGAAAAAAGGACAGAGUGACUCAGUGAGUUAAGUCAAUAAUGGAGGGCGAGCCGACUCGGGUGAUGAUUGCAGUGAACGAGUCAACAAUCAAAGGUUAUCCACAUCCUUCGAUUAGCAGCAAAGGAGCUUUCGAGUGGACUCUUAAGAAGAUAAUUCGCUCUAACACUGCUGGUUUCAAGAUUCUCUUCCUCCAUGUUCAAGUCCCUGAUGAAGACGGUUUUGAUGAUAUGGAUAGCAUUUACGCAUCUCCUGAUGAUUUUAAAAGCAUGAAUAAGAGGGACAGGGUGAGAGGACUUCAUCUGCUGGAGUACUUUGUGACUAGAUGUCAUCAGAUUGGGGUUGCUUGUGAAGCAUGGAUCAAGAGAGGUGAUCCAAAGGAAAUAAUCUGCCAUGAGGUGAAACGAGUGCAGCCAGAUUUCCUGGUUGUUGGAAGUCGCGGUCUUGGUCCUUUCCAAAGGGUUUUUGUUGGAACUGUGAGUGAAUUUUGCCAGAAGCAUGCAGAAUGCCCUGUUAUCUCAAUCAAACGUAAAGCUGAAGAAACUCCUCAGGAUCCUGUUGAUGACUGACUUCCUCAUGCUCAGCCGGAUUAUUUUCACUGUGUUGAUAAACUAAGAACACUAGAAAUGUAUUUGGAGUUAAGGGCAUUUGUUUUAUGAUAUUUGCCUGCAGAUGCACACUAUUGCGUCUAUAUAAAUAUGAAAUUAGUAACCUUUCGCUAUUUGCUGGAAAUAUAUUGCUUCCAUCGUUCGUCUCGGCGCAGUCUUGAGCCUCGUUUGUGAAGCUGACUGGCAUUACAAUCUUAA